Messenger RNA from Panicum virgatum (switchgrass), 735 nucleotides. RefSeq lists its product as uncharacterized. The transcript has 4 exons. Bases 1 to 735 code for a protein of 244 amino acids. NCBI's taxonomy places the organism in Eukaryota, Viridiplantae, Streptophyta, Magnoliopsida, Poales, Poaceae. The record is from RefSeq and is a predicted model, not a curated record.
AUGUGGCGCACAGAGCCAGGCAAAUUCUACGGCCUCCGAGCACAAAUGUCCAUAUGGGGUUCGCCAGACCAACAAGUCCAUCAAGAAUCAGGGGCAUCCAUACUGGUCUCAUGUGAAAAAGACGGCCGCAUCGCCUCAGUUCAAGCUGGAUUUCAUAUUGACCCUUACAUGCACAAUAACAGGGAUGUUCGCUUCUUCACAUAUUGGACGAGAGAUGUGGACAAUUCGCCAGGAUGCUACAACUUGCAAUGCCCAGGAUUUGUGCCGGCAAAUGGAGCUGCACUUGUGCCGGGCCAAGCUGUUGCUCCUCCAUCAGUUUAUGGUGAACAAGCUCGCUACGUCACAAUUAACCUAAAUAAGGAUCCAAAUUCUGGAGAUUGGGUAGUGUACCGGCAUGAUUUGGAGACCCCGUCGUACCUGGGCCACUUUCCCGGUGACAUUUGCCCCAGCACACCUCGGACACUGGCGCUGACAGGGUUCGUGAGCUACCCGAAGAAUGCACAGGGUCCUCCAAUGGGGAGCGGCCAUCUCCCUAACGACCAGGACGACAAGAAAACAGCGUACUUCAAGCACAUCAAGCUCUACGACGGCAGAGGCCGCACCGUUGACCCGAUCACGACUCCCAUGGUCCGGGUCGUUGACCGGCCGGAUUGCUACGACGAAACUGGAGUGACAGUGAAGAUCAAGAGUGGGUACAUGUUUUACUAUGGUGGACCACCUGGUUGUAAAGGCUAA